UCUAACUUCAACCUUAUUUAAAAUAAACAUAACCUUAAUCGAGUUUAUGAAUGGUUUAUUUUGAUAAAAAGACCUGUAAAUAGAGAAAGUAUGAAUUUUACUGUAAAAUUUCUAGCAACUCUCAAUCCUUCUAUAACAAGGCAAUUACAUACACCACAAUUAAUUUUUAUACUACGAAAUGCUUCAGUUAAAAGCAAGUCCUUAAAUAAAAUAGCUAUAAAUUGCACGAAUUGUAUACAAAUAAGGAACUUUUCAAGAACAGCAACAAAUUUUAACAAAAAUAAAGAAAAUGAUACAUUAAAAAAUUCUGAACGAAUACGAGUAUAUACUGGACCAUUAGCAACUCAAGUUCGAUUAGUCAAAUACUUUUCAUUAAUGACAAGUGCCCUAGGUUUGGCAGUUCAACCCCUUCUUUAUAAAGCGACCAUAAAAAUGGCAAAUAUGCCUAUUAUGAUAGCAGCAUAUUCGUUUGUAGGUUUUUUUACACUUGGUACUCCAAUUCUUCUGCAUUUGAUAGCAAAGAAGUAUGUAAUUCAUUUAGAUUAUAAACCAGAGACUGGAACUUAUAUUGCCACAACACUAAAUUUCUUCAGUAUAAAGAAAGAGUUAGAGUUUAAACUAGAAGAUGUCCAUGUCCCAGAUAUUCCCGGCAUGUUUACGACAUUUGAAGCCAAAAAAACACCCCUUUUCGUUGAUUUGCGAUUUUUUGAAGAUCCCACACAUUAUGGAAAAAUUAUGGGCUAUGAUAAACCUAUAGAUUUAAAAUUAUUUCAAACGUCCGGUAAUACUGACCAGAAUAAAUAAUUUUUCAUACAUAGUUGUAUUUACUGUAAAUACUAUUUAACAAAUAUAUGCUUUUGUUUUUUUGUUGAA
Molecule: messenger RNA, 873 nt
Organism: Agrilus planipennis (emerald ash borer)
Lineage: Eukaryota; Metazoa; Arthropoda; Insecta; Coleoptera; Buprestidae
Product: transmembrane protein 70 homolog, mitochondrial
Exons: 3
Coding region: 91-804 (237 amino acids)
Biological process (GO): mitochondrial proton-transporting ATP synthase complex assembly
Cellular component (GO): mitochondrial membrane
Source: RefSeq, a predicted model, not a curated record